ACUACUUCCAACCGGAAGUGUACAUCUUGAGAAGGAAAACUCGGAAAAGGAACGGAAUAUGAACGCUUGUAAAUUGCAUGUAGUUUAUUCAUGGUUAAAAAAGAUUCCCUCUGUUGACACGACUUAAAUUAACGUAUAUGGAGGAUUUACCCAAUGUCAAACCAAUUCAUGCUUUCAUCGGCGGGAAAUUUACAAAAACGACGUAAAAUUCACUUGGACAGAGUCGAUUGUUUCACCCUUGCCAAGUCGAGUGAGGGCAGUUCCAGCUUAACGAAUCCGUUUUUUUGUAGUGAAAGCAAAAGUAGAAAGCGACAUAAUUUAUUCCCAAUUUACAAAACUCGUAAGAACGCCAUGAAUGAUCAAGAUAAAACAUUCGCAUUGGGUGCCCCCGGAUUUCAGUCUGCUUCAGAUUUUCACAGACAGGAAACUUGUCCAGAACUACCCUCUGCUGAAGCUGAGGACAGUCCAAUUAAAAGUAUUCCGAAAAUCUGUGCGGAUUCGUAUAAGGGCCAGAAAAGUAUUGCAUCAUAUUUUAACUGCAACAAUGAUAAACAAGAUGGUAAAAAAAUUAGACUUGAUACAGACAGUAGGCUCUCUUCCAACAUAUCAACUGAAGCUUCUUCUGUGAUCUAUAUCAGUGAUACCGAUUCAACAAGCAGGUCACCCAAAACCACACACCGUUCAGAUCCAUCCAACAGCCAGACUGGAACACCUUCAAAAAUGUAUUCACCAAUUAAAUUACUCAGAAAGUCUUCAACCAUUUAUGUUAGUGACUCAGAUUCUUCCACAUCAAAAGCGAAUGGUGAACAAACUAUGCAAAAGUUACAGCAAAACGAUGUUGUGAAAGCAUUAUUUGAAGGGCAGAGAAACUUGGCCAAAAACUCAAACACAAAGAAAAGAAAAAGGGAAGUAGGAAAGAAAACAUUUCCUAUUUUAUCUAAAGUACCAAGGACUAAGGUAGCUCUUUUUACUAAGGAGCUGGAAGAAAUGAAUUCCUCAGAUGAUGAUGUGUUGUGGACAGCAGAAGAAACCACUGACUCAAAGUUUGGUCUUCUUGGUCAUCAGCCUCAAGAGAAAAUAAAUUACUUUGAUAAAAUUCCAGAUGAAUUGUUGCAGAAAAUAUUUUGCCAGUUACCUAUUUUGGAUCUUUGCCUAAACUGCAACAGAGUGUGCAUAAGAUGGAAUGAAAUUAUUUCACAGGAAAAGUUUAUGAAGUGGAAGAAGGCCUACUAUAAGCUUAAAAAGGACAACCAGUCAUCUGAGGAAUCAAAGACAGCUGUUAGGCGAAUCAUGAUGGAGAACGGAAUGAAAAACACAUCAGAGUAUCUAUCUGGACUCAUUAGGUACUUCAGUUCUUUCUUUUCCUUUCCUGUGUCUGUGAGGAAAGAUAUGUCAGAAAAAAUGCAGCAACACAAGAAAUAUACGUGGGCCAAAGCUCUGAUGGAGGAGAGAUUGUCAGACCUCAUCAUUGAGGGGGUUCCAAAUCCCUGGAGUUUAAUCAUCACCCUGGUUGUGAUCUCAGAGACAGUGGCGGACGUACAGGAAAUCGUUCGUUGUAUGUCACGUUCUAUGUGUCUGACAGAGGAAAUUCUGGAGAUGUUGUAUUGCUGUGCAUCCAUUUUGUUGGUGAUGAAAUUCCUCAAAAGAAGUGCUGUGUGGAAUGGGAUGCAUUACCGGUUGUUCUAUGCCCUGUAUCUGUUUGAGAAUUCCUCUGUGGCUCAUUAUGGAGAUCUAAAGGCAGUUACCAAGGGAGGUCAACAGAGCAUUACCAAUUACAGUCGAUCAGAUACAAUAGUGAAAUUAACUCAUGAACAGCUACGCAUUGUUAACCACAAUGUCCAGGCAGGGGAAGUAAUCAAAAUCAUUGCUUUUGCAGGAACCGGUAAAACUACGACCCUGGUUCGCUACACCCAGAUGAGACCGUCCAUGAAGUUCCUGUUGGUUGUUUAUAACAGAUCUGUUUGUGAUUUUGCUAAAACAAAGUUUCCAAAAAAUGUAGAAUGCCAGACCGGACAUUCAUUGGCCUUCAAGUCUGUUGGAAGAAAGUUUAAAGAUGCCAAAAAGCUCCGAGAAUUGUCUGUGUUUGCCAUAACACAACUCCUUCCAUCUCGUAAAGGAGACAAUUUGUUCAUACGGGCCAAACUUGUGCAGGACACGCUCAAGGUGUUCUUUUCUUCAGCAGACCGAACAAUAUCUCUGGACCACACCCCGACCCAGAGAAUGAAUGACAAUGGAUUGCGAGUGUACAUUGAAGUGGACAAGAGACAGGGUUAUGUAAAAGAUGCUGAAUUUCUGUGGGAGAAGAUGAAGGACUUGAGGAAUCCCAACGUUCCAAUGACACAUGACGGUUACCUCAAACUGUACCAGCUAUACAGACCCCGACUCAGUAACUACGACUGUAUCCUGAUUGACGAGGCCCAGGAUCUGACCCCAGCCAUAUCAGAUUUACUCCUCAGUCAGCCCCAGGCAAAGAUCCUGGUGGGGGACCCUCACCAACAAAUCUACUCCUUCAGGGGGGCAGUCAAUGCUCUCCAGCAGAUCAGGGCAUCGUUUAUCUUUUACCUGACACAGUCAUUCAGGUUUGGUCCAGAGAUAGCACAAGUGGCUGCAUACUGUAUUGAGGAACUGAAACAUGAGAAGAAGACACUGGUGGGAAAUGGGAACUCUGGCUGUGUGUAUGGAGAGACCAGUGGACAGAUAGCUGUUCUGUGUCGCUGUAACUUCACCGUUUUCUCUGAAGCGGUCAAGAAAUGCUGUUAUGCUGGGGAAACCAAUAUCAGGGUUGCCUUUGUUGGGGGCACAGAUGGCUUUGGAUUUCCAAUGCUACAGGAUCUCUAUACUUUGAUGCUCUCCCCUGAAGAACGAAUUAAACAGAAACGUGUCAUUGAAAAUAAGCUAGUGAAGAAGUUUAACAGUUUUGCUGAGUUUGAGCAGUUUGCUUUGAAGACAAAUGACAUGGAGUUGCUAGGAAAGAUAAAGAUUGUGAAGACCUAUCACCAUAAUCUUCCUGUCUCCAUACACAAGAUCCUGGCCAGGACUGUAAAAGAUCUCAACACUGCAGACAUGAUCUUCAGUACGGUCCACAAAGCAAAAGGACUGGAGUUUAACACAGUGAAGUUGACGGAUGAUUUCAACGUGGGAUUGGACUUUGUGACCGGACUUUCUAGACCAGUGCCGAUCAGUGCGGACGAGUUCAAUCUUCUGUAUGUAGCAGUGACUAGAGCUAAGCGGUCUCUCCUUAUGACUCCAACUCUCGUCAACCUGAUGAAGAGAGCAGGGGAGAAAUACGAGUUUCCUGUGUUGAGUUCUCAGUUGGUUACUUCCGGAGUUGUCAUGAAAUGUAAAGAGACGGACGAGGGGUUUACUCCCUUUGCUCUGACUUUACAAAAGAAACGGAUUGUUACCAGUGACGGAGUCGUUAUUGAGGGAGGUGUUUAUGGACCAAAGAUUCUGGUGGAGAAUAGUCAUCACUUCAGAGAAUUAUUAGGAGACCCCGAUCACAAGCACACACAGGCCGAGGACUUUCCUGACAAGGAGAGAGAGAUAGAGAUUAUCAUUGAUCUGGGGGAGUGAAGAGAGAGAGAAAAGAGAGAGAGAGACAGAAAGAAAGAGAGAGAGAGAGAGACAGAAAGAAAGAUUAUGAAAGAGAAGGAGACUUCCAUGCAGUGUAAAGUGUUAUUUAACCUGUGAGAAAAACACUUAAACAGAAAAGACAGAAGAGAAAAGUGCAUCUGUAUUAGUUUGAGGGAGUGACUAUAAACUUUGUGUGUUUAUGAGAGAGAGAGAGAGAGAGAGAGAGAGAGAGAGAGAGAGAGAGAAAAUUUGUUUCAUUGUGAACAAAGCAAUCAAACAAUGGUGCUAAACGAUUCUGAUUACUAGUAUUCCAUAACUGAUUUAAUUUCUUUCUACUUGGCUCUUAUGGAUAACACCAAAAAAGAAAAAUAUAAAAACCAUCUAACAAUUUGUUUUGCUGGUAAUUUUUUCAAAUAUUGAGGUUCCAUACUGUAGUAUAUAAUUAUAGUAAAAAAUGUAGGACAUUCAAACUUACUUUGUUGUGAGAAACAUUUUGUCAUGUGGACUACUAUUUUUUAUACCAUUUGAUAGAUUUUGCCUUUUUAUAUCACUUGAUAGACUUUGUUGUUCUAAGAAUGCCACGCCUAAAAUUGUCAAGUUAGAUAACUCAUGUAACCAGUGCUGUUAUUGUUAUUUAUUUAUACAAUACAGAUUGAUA
Messenger RNA from Magallana angulata, 4231 nucleotides. RefSeq names its product F-box DNA helicase 1-like. The coding region runs from base 154 to 3573 and encodes 1139 amino acids. Gene Ontology annotation, molecular function: hydrolase activity; ATP binding; DNA binding. The record is from RefSeq and is a predicted model, not a curated record. The transcript is spliced from 19 exons. Gene Ontology annotation, biological process: double-strand break repair via homologous recombination; replication fork processing. Gene Ontology annotation, cellular component: nucleus. NCBI's taxonomy places the organism in Eukaryota, Metazoa, Mollusca, Bivalvia, Ostreida, Ostreidae.